Messenger RNA from Acanthocheilonema viteae, 651 nucleotides. Lineage: Eukaryota; Metazoa; Nematoda; Chromadorea; Rhabditida; Onchocercidae. The record is from the annotation of a GenBank genome assembly.
AUGGUGUUGGCUUGGAAAUGUGCGCUUUCAACUUGGAAGCAUUCUUUGUGGGAUGGUCGGGAAUGUGUUUGUGAAACUAGUCCAGUUGAAGUCGAUAAUGAAACACCAAUUCAUGUUCUCAGUAAUACGGCAGAAGAUGAAUCGGUUUGUUGUUCAAAUGCAAAUCUUUUUAAAUUUCCUGCAAUAAACGAGAAAAGCGAUGUUUCAAAGAAAAAUCGCAUCAAGAAUCAGGCUCAUCCCUUAAAAUUGUUAAAAAGCUACCACCAUUCAUUAUCCCAUCAGCGCUUUCGUUCUUCUGUGACAUCAUCCUGUACCUGCCCAUUAUUAUUCAUCCUUUUAUCAUUCGCCUUUUUAUCAGUAUCCGAGUUCUUCUUAGUGGCAGCAAAUGAGUCAAAUUUUUCUGAUACGGUAACGAAAUUGAGAUCCGUUAACAGCAGUAAUAGUGGUCAUCGUAGCAGUAGGAGUAACAGUUAUGGAGCAGGAAAUAGUCAGUCUUCAUCAAAAGCAUUACGCAAAGCGUAUACUAAUCAAUUUGCCGUGCGAAUCAUAGGCGGUGAUAUCAUGGAAGCAGACAAAUUAGCGGCAAAGCAUGGUUUUAUCAAUCUUGGACAAGUUUGUUUCUUUUUUCUCAAAAAUUUCUCAAAAAUUUAA